Molecule: messenger RNA, 2250 nt
Organism: Capronia epimyces CBS 606.96
Lineage: Eukaryota; Fungi; Ascomycota; Eurotiomycetes; Chaetothyriales; Herpotrichiellaceae
Exons: 5
Coding region: 1-2250 (749 amino acids)
Biological process (GO): intracellular protein transport; vesicle-mediated transport
Cellular component (GO): membrane coat
Molecular function (GO): clathrin binding
Source: RefSeq, a predicted model, not a curated record
AUGGCCAUGAACAGGAUGAGGAGUGCGUUUGCGCCUCCGAGAAAGGGCGAAACGUUCGAACUGCGGGCCGGGCUUGUAUCUCAGUAUGCCUACGAGCGGAAGGAAGCCAUUCAGAAAACGAUCAUGGCGAUGACGUUGGGGAAAGAUGUCUCUGCGUUGUUCCCGGACGUGCUCAAGAAUAUCGCGACGGCAGAUCUUGAUCAGAAGAAGUUGGUGUAUCUAUACCUGAUGAACUAUGCAAAGUCGCACCCCGACCUCUGCAUCCUUGCCGUCAAUACCUUUGUCCAGGACGCUGAAGACCCGAACCCCUUAAUCAGAGCACUGGCGAUCCGAACAAUGGGGUGUAUAAGAGUUGACAAGAUGAUCGACUACAUGGAGGAACCACUGCGAAAGACGCUACGGGACGAAUCGCCCUACGUUCGGAAGACUGCCGCAAUCUGCGUCGCGAAACUCUUCGACCUCAAUCCGGCCUUGUGUCUCGAGAACGGCUUUCUGGAGACACUGCAAGAGAUGAUUGGUGAUCCCAACCCCAUGGUGGUGGCCAACUCAGUCCAGGCCUUGGCCGAGAUCAAAGAAUCCGCCCCUGAGACCAACGCUUUGCAGAUCAAUCCAAACACUUUGAAGAAGCUGCUCAUGGCGCUCAAUGAGUGCACGGAAUGGGGCCGUGUAACCAUUCUCAGCACUCUUGCCGAGUACAAGGCACAAGAUGUCAAAGAAGCCGAACACGUCUGUGAAAGAGUCGCCCCUCAAUUUCAACAUGUCAACUCGAGCGUCGUGAUCGCUGCGGUCAAGGCUGUUUUCCUGCACAUGAGAUAUCUCCCUCUGGAGACCCAACAGUCAUAUUUGAAGAAAAUGGCACCUCCUCUGGUCACUCUCGUUUCCUCGGCACCUGAAGUGCAGUACGUGGCUCUGCGAAAUAUCGACCUCCUCUUACAAAAACAACCCGACAUCCUGAGCAAAGAAAUCCGAGUCUUCUUCUGCAAGUACAACGACCCUCCAUAUGUUAAAUUCCAAAAGCUUGAAAUCAUGGUCCGAAUUGCCAACGACACCAAUCUCGAUCAACUCCUUGCCGAACUCAAGGAAUACGCCCUGGAAGUGGACAUGGACUUUGUUCGACGCGCGGUCAAAGCGAUCGGGCAAGUCGCCGUCAAGCUCGAGAGUGCUAGUGAAAGAUGUGUCAAUGCGCUUUUAGACCUCAUCAACACGAAAGUGAACUAUGUUGUACAGGAAGUCAUUGUGGUGAUCAAAGAUAUCUUCCGCAAAUACCCUGGCUAUGAAGGUAUCAUUCCCACACUGUGCAAAUGCAUAGAUGAGCUGGAUGAGCCCAAUGCGAGAGGAUCGCUUAUCUGGAUUGUGGGCGAGUACGCUGAAAAAAUCAGCAACGCCGGCGACAUUCUUGGUGGGUUUGUCGAUGGCUUUGCCGAAGAAUUUACACAGACCCAACUUCAGAUCCUCACAGCGGUGGUCAAACUAUUCUUGAAGCGGCCACAGGCCGCUCAAGGGCUUGUUCAGAAGGUUCUCAACGCCGCCACCGCUGAAUCCGACAACCCAGACAUUCGUGAUCGAGCCUACAUCUACUGGCGACUUCUCUCCAACACAAGCGACGCCAACGCCCCUAAAAAUAUUGUCCUCUCCGAGAAGCCGCCAAUCACAACCACAAUCCAAUCUUUGCCGCCUGCACUACUGGACCGAUUACUUGGGGAGCUCUCAACACUGGCAUCAGUAUACCACAAACCUCCGGAGCAGUUUGUUGGCCAAGGUCGCUUUGGUGCCGACGCCGUCCAGCGGGCAGCGAUUGAGGAGCAAAUGCAACAUGCGAAGGAGAAUCCCCUCGCAGCAGCAGCCGCGGCUGCUGCUGUGCAGGGCAAAGCGCCGGAAGGGCAGAGCAACAUGGAAAACUUGCUGGAUAUCGAUUUUGACGGGGCUGCCCCAGCCUCGGCAUCAGAGAAACCUUCAAAUGGGCUCUCGGGCCUGGAGGGACUUGCUGGGACGCCUCAAAGGGUAGAAUCUCCUUCGGUUGGCCAGCCUACUGCUGCGAAUAACAUGGAUGAUCUGCUUGGUGUCUUCGGUAAUGGGAGUUCGUCCACAACAGCUCCUGGAGCUCCAGGAUUCGGAGGUAUGUCGGACAGCGAUAUCAUGAAUGGCUUUGCGUCGAUGGAUCUGUCCUCGUCUCAGCCGCCCCCACCACAACAGCAAUUGGACAAUGCCAGCGGCAAGAAGACAAACGAGGAUCUACUGUCUCUGUUCUAG